ACUAUACAACUAUAAAUAAACGCCUGAAACUGUCUUUUCCGUAGUCUUCUACUUUAAAAGCAGUGACUCAUGAAACAUGUAGAGCUUAAUUUUUGGAUCUGAAGACCUCUGGUUGUGUUAACGUCACCUUUUCACAACUUGUAUUGUUUGUGUAAAUGUACCGUUUAUGUUUUUUACAACAGUGAUUUUCAGUUAUAGAUUAAUAAAGGAAGUGUGUAGCGGGGCGUGGAGGAGGCCAGUUCUCAGUUGCAGAAGUGAAACGACACGUACUUCAUGAUCAGAACACCACUGUGUUAUUAGUGCAAAAGAGGACGAAAACAGGAGAAAGAGGACGGGUCACGCUGAGCCAUGCUGGCCGAAGGUUUUCUCCGCACGCUUUGCUACAGGGAGGAGAGAAAGGUUGUAUCCACAUCCAAGCGAAAGAAAUUGCAGACAAACCCUUAUUGUGCUGACCCGUUCAACUGUACGCCAUCUGACUUGAGCUGCGCAGACCCGCGGAGGCAUUCAACUGAAGGGCCAAACCAGGAAGAGCUAGACUCCAACCCAGCCCGUGGACUGAAAGUGUUCCCUCAUGAUCAUGUAGGUCUCUUGAUCCCUGGGAGUUCUCCUGCCCUUGCGAUACAUCCUGUCUAUGUAGAAGACUGCAGCCUCCUGGAACAGUAUCCAGACCUGCAGGUGGCUGACUCGGGUCGCAUCUCACACAACGUGCCUCGCAUCAGUGUCAACCAGCCCGAUUAUUUCAUUCAGCCUCCCGUACCCGAAGCUUGCCUUCGCCCAAUAAGUGCAGGCCAGCAGGAGCCACAGGGUGACCCACUUUCAUCGAUACCAGACCAGGGCUAUCUGGUAAUGGGGGACAGCGAGAACAUCAGCCUGGAUCUGCCUGGAUCAGGACUGGAGCCCAUGUCUAACUCGGUGCUGAACGGGCUGCUGGAGAAACAGCUGGAGGAGGUGUACAUGCAGCAUCUGACUGACAACUUGGCUCGAUGCAACUCCCACCUGGAGAACAGCCUCCUGCAGGACCUGGUGCCACUGCCGCAGCCGAGCUGUCUGUCGCAGGGGCCAGACUCUUUGGAGGCAGGUCUGGAGGACUCAGGAAACAGCGGCAAUAAAAUCAGCUAUAUGAACACCCACAACUUGGUGCCCUGCUCAUCCAACUUCAGCUCCCCAUUGCUGAGGAUUUCAGAGAAUCCUCAUCCGUAGUGAAUGUACGGUGUAAUGUAAAAGUAUGAAAUGUAGAGCUCAGCUAUCUCCUUUUGCUUCUGUUUACACAUACCCACACAGAUGAGACUGUGAAAUAAUAAAAAAAAGUGCAAUCCACUAUAUCAGUGCUAUUUUUGUACUAUGCCUUGUUUACCUGCUUAAUGAAAAGAUGCUUCAACUUGUGCUGCUUCCACAUGCCAUCUGCUGUUAGACUGUAGUACUACAUCAUCACAAUGAGUUCACCUGUUUUUCAUUCAAAUACAUUUUACUGACCUUAUAGGUGUAGAUGUAAAAAUGAUGCAAUAUUUAAUGUAUUAAAUUAAGGUAUAAUCUGGAA
Mugil cephalus (flathead mullet) is the source of this 1537-nucleotide messenger RNA. RefSeq lists its product as uncharacterized. The transcript has 2 exons. Gene Ontology annotation, biological process: regulation of toll-like receptor signaling pathway. The record is from RefSeq and is a predicted model, not a curated record. NCBI's taxonomy places the organism in Eukaryota, Metazoa, Chordata, Actinopteri, Mugiliformes, Mugilidae. The coding region runs from base 349 to 1200 and encodes 283 amino acids.